Molecule: messenger RNA, 1989 nt
Organism: Penicillium mononematosum
Lineage: Eukaryota; Fungi; Ascomycota; Eurotiomycetes; Eurotiales; Aspergillaceae
Product: putative acyl-CoA synthetase
Exons: 4
Coding region: 1-1989 (662 amino acids)
Source: RefSeq, a predicted model, not a curated record
AUGUCUCCGCACCCCCAAUCAACAACCCACUCACACUCCCUUGGCGACCCAGAAACAUUCUGGUCCCAUCACGCGGCCAGACUCCAUUGGCACCGCAAACCUUCACGUGCCCUAACACGGAAGACAAAGUUCCUAGCGAGCGGAACCGAGCAUGAUCACUGGUCGUGGUUCGCUGACGGCGAGAUCUCCACAACCUACAAUUGUGUCGACCGGCAUGUGCUCGCAGGCCAUGGCGACAAUGUUGCGAUCGUAUGGGAAUCGCCAGUUACCGGUGUAACAGAGAAGUAUACUUAUGCCCGUCUACUUGAUGAGGUUGAGGUGCUUGCCGGUGUGCUUAGGGAGGAAGGGGUACAGAAGGGCGAUGUUGUUAUUAUCUACAGCCGCGCGUCCGAGAGCUAUAAUGACAGCGUCAUGUGGAAUAGAGGGGUCCAAGGGGCCAUUUCCUACAGACCACUCGUCGAGGGCGCCAUCAAGGCAAGCAGCUUCAAGCCGAGCAAGGUCAUUGUCUGGCAGCGUGACCAACUCCGCUGGAAUCAGCCCGAUAAGCGCGGUGGCCAGCGUAAUUGGCAGAGACUCGUUAAGAGUGCACGGUUCCGUGGGGUUAAGGCUGGGCCUGUCCCUGUUAAGAGUACGGACGCGCUUUAUAUUAUUUAUACAAGUGGAACAACUGGCCUCCCCAAAGGCGUCCUCCGCGAAGCAGGCGGGCAUGCCGUGGGCCUGGAACUCUCCAUAAAAUCCCUCUUCGGGAUAAAAGGUCCCGGGGACACAAUGUUCUGCGCAUCGGACAUAGGCUGGGUCGUCGGGCACUCGUACAUCCUUUAUGCACCGCUGCUGGUCGGCGCCACGACCGUCCUGUUUGAAGGUAAACCCGUCGGCACGCCGGAUGCAGGAACGUUCUGGCGUAUCAUCGAGAAACACAAUGUGAAUGCACUCUUCACGGCACCAACUGCUAUGCGAGCCAUCCGGAAAGACGACCCGGACAACCAGCUUAUCGGCGAGGUCGGGAAGCGCGGAGGAUUGAAAUCGCUCCGUGCGCUUUUCCUCGCCGGUGAGCGUAGCGAGCCGGGUAUUGUUAGCUCAUACCAAGACCUGCUUGGUAAGUAUGCCGCGGAUGGUGCGCUUGUUAUUGAUAACUGGUGGUCAUCUGAAUCCGGGUCCCCGAUUACGGGUGUUGCCUUGGACGGGAGUGCUGCCCUUACUAGUCUGGCAUCCGGACCAGAUCAUUCUCCCCUCACGCCCCGUCCCGGCUCAGCAGGCUUUCCGAUGCCUGGAUUUGAUGUCCGCAUUGUUGAUGACGAAGGCAACGAAGUCCCGCGCGGAACAAUGGGCAAUAUUGUUAUGGCUCCGCCGCUCGCCCCGUCAGCGUUCACAACCCUCUUCGAGGACGAAGAACGGUUUUACCGUGGGUAUCUUAAGCGCUUUAAUGGCCGCUGGGUUGAUACCGGUGAUGCGGGAAUGAUUGAUAAGGAUGGCUACGUGCAUAUUAUGUCGCGGAGUGACGAUAUCAUCAAUGUUGCCGCGCAUAGGUUCAGCACCGGAUCCAUUGAACAAGCAAUCCUCUCGCAUCCGUCGAUUAGCGAAGCAAGCGUCGUUGGCAUCCCCGACCCGCUAAAAGGCCAUCUCCCCUUCGCAUUUAUUCAGCCCAAAGCUGGCGCGAUCCCUGGAGAAAAUGGGCCUCUUCCGGCAACGCCGAGCCCGCAGUUAUUUGCCGAGGUUAACGCGCUGGUCCGCGAGCAGAUCGGGGCGAUUGCGUCGCUGGGUGGGAUUAUACAGGGUCGGGGGAUGAUUCCCAAGACGCGGAGUGGAAAGACGCUUAGGCGUGUUCUUAGGGAGCUUGUUGAAAUUGGGGUGAAGGGGGAGUAUGCGGCGGAGGUUAGUGUGCCGCCUACUGUUGAGGAUGCGGAGGUUGUUUCUGUUGCAAGGGAGAGGGUUAGAGAGUAUUUUGAGGCGAAGGCGAAGGCGAAUGGGGUUGGGAAGUCGAAGCUUUAG